AUGCACAGCAAAGUACCCGUAGGCACGUCCUCACCUCGUCCUCACGUGCAGGUGAAUAAUUACGGGCGAAUUAACUCGCCUGGUGAUGACAUCCGUGAAGCCAUGGCGAAGAACGCGAGCAAGGCGGGAAGAUCUACCGCCGCCUUUGGGGCAAGCUGUGACGGGGACGACGGCGACGAAGAACACGGCGACGACGACAGCGCUUCGGGGGAUGAAUUAGCUCCUGCCGACAUCGAGGAGGACGAAUGGUGGAAUCGGCCGGUCGGGAGUGACGACGAAGUGGAAGAGUGGCGGACUGGUGAUUCGGACAACGACGGAGGUGCCGAUGCUGAUGGUGACCACGCGGAGGCAGCGGCGCAUGCAACGGGAACGACGGUGGAUGCGAAUGCGGAGGCCGAGGCUGUUGCGCCUGCGGAGGUGGCUGCCAUUGCCGAAGCGGAUGCGGAUGCUGUGGCGGAGGCGGAUGAGGUUGCUACAAAGGGAUGUGCUGAUGCCGUCUUAUCUGACAGUGAAAGCUCCGAUGCCGACCCAUUGAGCAUCACGGCGGACGACGAUGUUCCGCUACUAAAGCGGAGGCUGCGCCAUCGCCUACAGUCCAAGCCGAAGCGUGCCCGCGUGGUGCUCUCUGAUGACGACAGUCCGGGGGAGGAGCGUCGACCGAUACUCACCGCUGCAGAGAAGGGUAAAACCAAGGUCGCGGAAGCCCCUACUAAGGCCACUGUUCGUCGCCGUACAAGCAACAAGCGGAAAACCGACGGCGACCCUGGAUCCAGCAAGGGUGCUGCUAAGAAGAAGACGAAGAAGACGCCAAAUCCUGAUGACAACGUGGUCAACGAGACGCUCGGCAGCGACGAUGACUACGCGGAGGCUGCAAGCCCGAUUCCUUUAUUCCCUGAGAAGGCCACGCAGAAAGACCCCACCCUCCAUAAUCCCAACUCCCGUCCACCUUCCUCUCGUAGCAAGGACAGUAUGAAAAGGCAACGUGGAUGGACCGUACGCGAGAAGCUGAAGUUGGCGCGCCGCUAUCAGGAGCUUGGCUCCUUGAAGAAGACAAGCUUGGAAUCAACCGCAUCCAUCGUCUGCAUCAGACGCUGGAGUGCGGAUGCAGCUGCGGGCUUCUACAAGGGAGCGGCGAACUGCCGCAAGCGGGAUGCAUGGGGGGGGGGGCGCCACGCACACUACCCCAACAUGGAGGCGGCGUUGUACAUAUCUGCUUGCAGCGCGCUAAUGGGGUGGCGAUCUCGGUGA
Messenger RNA from Closterium sp. Yama58-4, 1248 nucleotides. The record is from the annotation of a GenBank genome assembly. NCBI's taxonomy places the organism in Eukaryota, Viridiplantae, Streptophyta, Zygnematophyceae, Desmidiales, Closteriaceae.